AUGACGCAAAGUCAGAGCUUUUUUUAUUCCUUGCAUGCAGAUACAGACAGGAGUUACCAUAGUGCCCUUAUGCCCAGCCUCUUCGGCGCCAUUUGUCUGGUUGGCAUUGUUGGAAACUGCAUCGUGAUCUACACCAUCGUGAAGAGAAGCAAGUUCCGUGCACAGCAGACCGUGCCAGAUAUCUUUAUCUUCAGCUUGUCAGUGGUGGACCUGCUCUUCCUCUUGGGCAUGCCUUUUCUCAUUCACCAGCUGCUGGGCAAUGGCUCCUGGUGUUUCGGGGCCACCAUGUGCACCGUCAUCACAGCUCUGGACUCCAACAGCCAGAUCGUCAGCACCUACAUCCUCACGGUCAUGACGCUGGACCGCUACCUGGCCACUGUGCACCCCAUCCGCUUCAACCAUGUCCGCACGCCCCGUGUGGCAGUGGUGGUGGUGCUGCUUGUGUGGAUCCUGUCCAUGCUGUCCAUCACUCCCGUGUGGAUGUACGCGGGCCUCAUGCACCUGCCGGACGGCUCAGUGGGCUGCGCGCUGCUCCUGCCCGACCCGGCCCGAGACACCUACUGGUACACGCUGUACCAGUUUGUGCUGGCCUUCGCCCUGCCACUGGUCAUCAUCUGCGUGGUCUUCUUCAAGAUCCUCCAGAGCGUGGCGUCCACAGUGGCGCCACUGCCCCAGCGCAGCCUGCGCGUCCGCACCCGCAAGGUGACCCGCAUGGCCGUGGCCAUCUGCCUGGCCUUCUUCCUGUGCUGGGCGCCGUACUACAUCCUGCAGCUGGCCCACCUGGGCGUCCAGCGGCCCAGCUUCGCCUUCCUCUGCACCUACAACGUGGCCAUCAGCCUGGGCUACGCCAACAGCUGCAUCAACCCGUUCCUCUACAUCGUCCUGAGCGAGACCUUUAAGCGCCAGCUCCUGGGAGCCCUGCGCCUGCCCCAGCGCAGUCUGAGGGUGGAGCCGGGCAUCGGUGAUGGCAGCCUCAACAUGCGCCUAAUGCCUGACACGGGUGCCCAGGAGCGGGGGCAUUUCUUUAGGGAUCAGCUGCUCAACCACAUGUCGCCAGUGACAGCUGCGGUGCACUGA
Messenger RNA from Alosa alosa (allis shad), 1077 nucleotides. RefSeq names its product melanin-concentrating hormone receptor 1b (gene mchr1b). Gene Ontology annotation, molecular function: neuropeptide binding; melanin-concentrating hormone receptor activity. The record is from RefSeq and is a predicted model, not a curated record. The transcript has 2 exons. Lineage: Eukaryota; Metazoa; Chordata; Actinopteri; Clupeiformes; Clupeidae. Bases 1 to 1077 code for a protein of 358 amino acids. Gene Ontology annotation, biological process: neuropeptide signaling pathway. Gene Ontology annotation, cellular component: neuron projection; membrane.